AUUUCCCACCAGCAGGAGGCCUGGCUUCUGAGCUCAAAAGGCAGCUCCCAGAAUUAGAUCAAGCCGCUUUCUGGAGAGCCCCUCUCCAGCCCUCUCUGCACCUCAAGGAGAGGAGGAUAAGCCCCUCCAUCGUUUAGCCUCCUGGAGAAAGGCUGGAAGGUGCCCCUUACGAGGCUGGGCAGAAGCGAAGAGGAUUUCAUCCAGGUCCUGCAAAGAUGGCAGCCUCCCAGGAUCUGUAUGACACCCCUGGGGACAGGCUAGACGCUUUCGUGAGGCACAGCCUUCAGCCCCACGGGGACUGGAAGGAUGAAGUGAAGGAUGCCUGGCAGAGAAUCGAGCAGUUUCUGAGGGAUCAGUGUUUCCAUGAUGAGCUGAUUCUGGACCAAGAAGUCAGGGUGCUGAAGAUGGUGAAGGGUGGCUCUACAGGGAAGGGAACGACCCUGAACUACAGCUCCGACCUGGACCUGGUUCUGUUUCUGAGCUGCUUCUCCAGCUUCCAAGACCAGGCACAGCUCCGAGGAGUCAUCAUCAGCUUCAUUGAGCAGAAAUUGAUUCACUGUAGCAGAAGCUUAGCCUACAACAUCAGUGUGGCCCAGCACAGAAAAAGGACUGGCACUCCUCGCUCCCUGUCCCUCCAGGUCCAGUCCAGGAAGAAGAGUAGAGACAUUCGGGUGGACUUGCUCCCAGCUUUCGAUGCUCUGGGACCCUUUUGCCCAGACUCUAAACCAGUACCAAAAAUCUAUGAAGAUUUAAUAAUCAGCUCCGGCUGCCCUGGGGAGUUCUCACCCAGCUUCACAGAGUUGCAGAGGCACUUUGUAAAAAGCUGUCCUCCUAAACUGAAGAGUCUCCUGCAGCUGAUAAAGCACUGGUACCUGCAGCACUUGAAAUGUAAAUAUCGAAGAGUGGCAUUGCCCUCAAAGUAUGCACUGGAGCUGCUGACCAUCUAUGCCUGGGAAAUGGGAACAAACAAAAGUGAGAACUUUGACAUGGAUGAAGGGCUUGUAGCUGUGAUGGAACUCCUCAGAGAUUAUAAAGACAUCUGCAUAUACUGGACCAAGUAUUAUGAUUUCCAAAACGAUGUUGUCAAAAACCUUAUCAAACAACAGUUGAAGGAAUGCAGGCCCAUUAUCCUGGACCCAGCUGACCCCACCAACAACCUGGGAAGGCAAAAAAGAUGGGAUGUGGUGGCCCAAGAGGCUGUUUACUGCCUGCGGCAGGCUUGCUGCACAACUGUAGACCCUCUCGAGGGUUGGCACGUACAGCGAGCAAAGGACAUCCUGGUGACAGUGAAACAAACGGGGGAGGAGGCCUGGAUACUCUCAGUGAACCCCUACAGCCCCAUCUGGAAAAUGAAGGCAGAGAUCAAAAGAAAGUUUGGCUUCAUUGGACAGCAGCGUCUCUCUUUCCAAGAACCAGGAGGGGAGCGGCAACUUCUCAGCAGCCGGCUGACCCUGGCAGAUUAUGGGAUCUUCUCCAAAGUGAACAUCCGAGUGAUAGAGACCAUCCCUCCUGAGAUCCAGGUCUUCGUAAAGGACUCCAGUGGCCAGAGCAAACCUUAUGCCAUUGACCCUAAUGACUCUAUUCGCGACUUGAAAGGGAAGAUUGAGGAAGCUGGAGGACCUUGUGUGGAAAAUCAGAUACUGAAGUUCCACGGUCGGAAACUGUGGAAUCAUCGCAGCCUGGCAGACCUGCAGAUUAAAGACUGUGACACCAUCAUGCUCAUUAAGAAAAGCCAGGAUUAUGGAGAUUAUGCCAGGACAAGCAACCUGUACUGGGAGCCUGUGGUCUGGUUGCCCAUGAUGUAGACCCCUAUGGUACUAUUCCCUGACUCCACUCCUCUCUACCCAGACAUCUCUGCUCUUUCUGAAGCAUAAAUGUGAAGAUACCCUUUCCCUUGCUUAGAAUCCUCUGGUGGCCCCCCAGUAGAAUAAAGUUCAAGGUCUUUUGCUUGGCAUUUGAGAUAUUUGACCAUCUAGCCCUUAUUCAUUCCUCCAUCCCUUCCCUCCAUGUUCUCAUCUUUAAACACUCAAACUUCUAAGUUAUUAUUUCUCAAAGCAUGGACUAGCAGAAUCAGCAUUCCCUGGGAACCUCACAGAAGGGAAAAUUCUCAAAAAAAUUCCCAGAUUUAACUUGAGAUAGAUUCUCAGGUGAUGGAACCAAAAAUCUAUGUCAUAACAAGCUUCCUAAGUUAAUUCUGAUGCACAUUCAAGUUUAAGGACCACUGUUCUAAGCCUCACACAGCUGAUCACAUCAUCUUCUGCCCCUGCUUUCUCCCUACACCCAUGUCAGGCUUCUGUGCAAGCACCUGGAACUCUCAGUGUGUUCCUUUGUUGGCUCAUCCACCUCCCCAGCCUAAUAGACUUGACAAAACUGUGCCUCUUUCCUUGUGACCUUAUAGUCCUGAAUGGUACCUGCCUAGUACAAAUGCUUAGGACUUGCCUGUUGAAUAAAUGAAUAAACUAAUA
Nycticebus coucang (slow loris) is the source of this 2465-nucleotide messenger RNA. Its product is annotated as 2'-5'-oligoadenylate synthase-like protein 2. Gene Ontology annotation, biological process: defense response to virus; negative regulation of viral genome replication; regulation of ribonuclease activity. Lineage: Eukaryota; Metazoa; Chordata; Mammalia; Primates; Lorisidae. Gene Ontology annotation, molecular function: double-stranded RNA binding; protein binding; 2'-5'-oligoadenylate synthetase activity. The record is from RefSeq and is a predicted model, not a curated record. The coding region runs from base 216 to 1805 and encodes 529 amino acids. The transcript has 6 exons. Gene Ontology annotation, cellular component: nucleoplasm; membrane; cytosol.